AUGGUUCAAAACGGUCACAACGCGUUAGUCAAAAUGUGUCAACUUCAACCAAACGGAGACGGCCGAACGCGACAGACUGUUGCUAACACUCGGAAAGCAGCAACAGCUCGAUUCUCGAACAUACAUUCUGCGCCGAAGUUGUCCAGACAAAAACACAAAGAGCCAAAAUUGGACAGCGAAGAAUCUCUACCAAAAAUAAAUCCGUCUGUUGGCGGUUUAUGCGGUUUGGAAAACAUCGGUAACACAUGUUUUAUGAAUAGUGCAUUGCAAUGUUUAGCUAAUAUUACCGCCAUGACACAACACUUCGAUAAUCUGUUCAGUGACUCUCCGGAUGACCAAACUGUAUCAUAUGCAUAUGCGCAUCUUAUUAAAUUAAUGUGGUCUGGUGAAAACUCGUCCGUAACACCUCGAGAAUUGAAACACCGCGUCAACCGUUCAGCACCAAUAUUCUCUGAUAACGGGCAACAAGACUCACAAGAAUUUAUCAAUUCACUGCUAGACGCAUUGCAUAAAGAACUCAAAGACGACAGUAAUGAAUCGAUAGUAACACAAUUGUUUUCUAUCAAAACUCGAUCGACAGUCACCUGUUCGCAUUGUUUUAUGCCCGAUCCGAAUGAUCAAUCGUCAAAUUUUCUCCCACUGCCAUUACCACCGUCCUCAUUCAUGAGCGGCAAACAUGCAAAGCAGUUGACACUAGAAUAUUUGCUAGACGACUUUUUUAAAGAAGCCGAUUUGGACGGUGAUUAUUAUUGUGCAAUGUGUAAUCAAAUAACGGUAGCAAAACAAAAAUCAGAUCUAUGUUCUCCAAUGCCUCAAGUAUUCGUUAUUCAACUGAAACGAUUUACGUACAACAAUUCAAAUGACAAAAUCGAUACGUUCAUUGAAUUUCCAUUCAACAAUUUGGAUCUCGGACGAUAUGCGAUCGCCCAACCAUCGGACGAUAGUCUCUAUGACUUAAUUGCUAUUUCAAAUCAUCAAGGAAGUCUGAGCAGUGGGCACUAUACAGCCACUGCUAGAAAAGUGAACGACAAAUGGUUUUCAUUUAAUGAUCAAUAUUUCGAAGAGAUUUCGUCCAAUAUCAAUCGACGUCAGAUAGUCACGAAUAAUGCCUAUGUGCUUGUUUAUUCAAAGCAGCGAAACAGAUAG
Molecule: messenger RNA, 1146 nt
Organism: Didymodactylos carnosus
Lineage: Eukaryota; Metazoa; Rotifera; Eurotatoria; Philodinida; Philodinidae
Source: the annotation of a GenBank genome assembly